AUGAGCAACGUACGACGCAUUCAAAAGGAGUAUGAGAGAAUUCGAAACACCGAAAUCAAUGGAAUUGAAAUGAAGCCAAACGAAUUGUCUCUCUUCGAGUGGGAUUGCUUCAUCAAAGGACCUGAGGAGAGUCCGUACCGAAACAAAACAUUCCACGUAUUACUGCGCAUUCCUGAAGAUUAUCCUUUCCAUCCCCCCAAAGCCAAAUUCCUCACUCAAAUUUUCCACCCCAACAUUCACUUCAAGACAGGAGAAGUCUGCCUGGAUAUUCUCAAAUCGAAUUGGAGCCCUGCAUGGAGUCUCGAAAGUGUUUGUCUAGCCAUCCAGGUACUCUUGUCCAAUCCAGAUGCGUCAAGCCCGCUGAAUUGUGAUGCAGGUACGUGA
Blastocystis hominis is the source of this 384-nucleotide messenger RNA. RefSeq lists its product as hypothetical. The record is from RefSeq and is a predicted model, not a curated record. The coding region runs from base 1 to 384 and encodes 127 amino acids. The transcript is spliced from 2 exons. NCBI's taxonomy places the organism in Eukaryota, Bigyra, Opalinata, Blastocystidae.